AUGACAAACGCAAGACUCCCUAGAAGAUCAGUGGUGGUCGAGAUCACAAAAUCUGGGACUGUGAGAGUCCCUGGUAUGAGUCUACGAGCUCUGAUGGAUAAAGAUAAAGACGACUAUUCCUCUGCUUCCAAGACGACCACAUGUUCUAUACAUCGGAGAAAAUAUUGGUGGAAUAGAAAGAAGAAUGAGAAAAUCAAGGAAACAUUCAAGAAGAAGAAGCUGUCUGACUGUAUUUUAUGGUGGGAUUCGUACUACAAGAAAUUGUUUGUCUAA
Molecule: messenger RNA, 273 nt
Organism: Eutrema salsugineum
Lineage: Eukaryota; Viridiplantae; Streptophyta; Magnoliopsida; Brassicales; Brassicaceae
Exons: 3
Coding region: 1-273 (90 amino acids)
Source: RefSeq, a predicted model, not a curated record